Messenger RNA from Lacerta agilis (Sand lizard), 3431 nucleotides. RefSeq names its product SWI/SNF related, matrix associated, actin dependent regulator of chromatin subfamily c member 1 (gene SMARCC1). Gene Ontology annotation, cellular component: SWI/SNF complex; nBAF complex; npBAF complex. The record is from RefSeq and is a predicted model, not a curated record. Gene Ontology annotation, biological process: positive regulation of DNA-templated transcription. Gene Ontology annotation, molecular function: nucleosomal DNA binding; histone binding. Bases 307 to 3342 code for a protein of 1011 amino acids. NCBI's taxonomy places the organism in Eukaryota, Metazoa, Chordata, Lepidosauria, Squamata, Lacertidae. The transcript is spliced from 28 exons.
CUAGGGGCGGGGGCGGCGGCGGGGGGCGCGCCCGGCUCGGGGGUCUCCUCCGCCGCCCCGUUGUCGGCGUCGCGGCGCAAGGACGGCGGCCCCUCGGGGAAGUUCUGGGAGAGCCCCGAGACCGUCUCUCAGCUGGACGCCGCGCGGGCCUGGCUCGGCAAGCACUGCAAGAAGUAUGUUCAAGCAGAUGCUCCUACCAAUAAAACACUGGCUGGGCUUGUUGUGCAGCUGCUGCAGUUUCAGGAAGAUGCCUUCGGAAAACACGUUGCCAAUCCUGCCUUUACAAAGUUUCCUGCAAAGUGCUUCAUGGACUUCAAAGCUGGAGGAACACUAUGUCACAUUCUUGGUGCUGCAUAUAAGUACAAAAAUGAGCAAGGAUGGCGCCGAUUUGAUUUGCAGAACCCUUCCCGAAUGGAUCGAAACGUAGAAAUGUUUAUGAAUAUUGAAAAAACAUUGGUGCAGAAUAACUGUCUGAGCAGACCAACCAUCUACCUCGUACCAGAAAUUGAACUGAAGUUGGCUAAUAAGCUGAAGGACAUUGUCAAACGUCACCAGGGCACAGUCACUGAUGAGAAGUCUAAAGCCACGCACCAUAUUUAUCCUGUUCCUACCUCAUUGGAUGAAGAAGAGUGGCUAAGACCUGUAAUGAAGAAAGACAAGCAAGUUCUUGUGCAUUGGGGCUAUUACCCAGACAGCUAUGACACUUGGGUUCAUGCUACUGAUAUAGAUGCCGAAAUCGAAGACCCUCCAAUUCCAGAGAAGCCGUGGAAGGUUCAUGCUAAAUGGAUUUUGGACACAGAUGUAUUCAAUGAAUGGAUGAAUGAAGAAGAUUAUGAAGUAGAUGAGAACAAGAAGUUGGUCAGCUUUCGCCAGCGUAUCUAUAUGAAAAAUGAAGAACCAGUCCAUAGCCCUGAACGGAGAGAUAGGAAGGCAGCCACAGGUGCCAGAAAACGGCGGCACUCCCCUUCACCACCACCUCCUCCCACCCCAGCAGAAUCGAGGAAGAAAGCCGGGAAGAAGGGGCAAGCAAGCCUAUAUGGGAAAAGGCGAGGGCAAAAGGAAGACGAUGAGCAAGAAGAUCUUACCAAGGACAUGGAGGAUCCAACCCCUGUGCCUAACAUAGAAGAAGUGGUACUUCCUAAAAACGUAAACCCAAAGAAAGAUAGUGAAAACACUCCAGUGAAAGGAGGAACAGUAGCAGACCUAGACGAGCAGGAUGAGGAGACGGUCGCCACAGGAGGAAAGGAAGACGAAGAUCCCAACAAAGGUGACCAGAGCCGCUCGAUAGAUACCGGAGAAGACAAUGUCACAGAACAGACAAAUCACAUCAUUAUCCCCAGCUAUGCAUCCUGGUUUGACUAUAACUGUAUUCAUGUAAUCGAGCGCCGCGCUCUCCCAGAAUUCUUCAAUGGGAAAAACAAAUCAAAGACCCCAGAAAUAUACUUGGCUUACCGCAAUUUCAUGAUUGAUACGUAUCGCUUAAACCCUCAAGAGUACUUGACUAGCACUGCCUGCAGAAGGAACUUGACUGGAGACGUUUGUGCAGUAAUGCGGGUACAUGCCUUUUUGGAACAGUGGGGGCUUAUUAAUUACCAAGUGGAUCCAGAAAGCCGACCCAUGGCCAUGGGUCCUCCUCCCACCCCACACUUCAAUGUGCUUGCUGACACUCCCUCGGGACUCAUGCCUCUUCACCUUCGGACACCUCAGAUCCCAGCUGCUCAGCAGAUGUUGAAUUUUCCAGAGAAAAACAAGGAUAAACCUACUGACCUGCAGAACUUUGGGCUUCGUACAGACAUAUACUCAAAGAAAACAUUAGCAAAGAGCAAAAGUGCUAGCGCUGGGCGAGAAUGGACAGAACAGGAGACUCUGCUGCUACUUGAGGCGUUGGAGAUGUACAAAGAUGACUGGAAUAAAGUUUCUGAGCAUGUCGGAAGCCGCACUCAGGACGAGUGCAUCCUCCAUUUCCUGAGGCUUCCCAUCGAAGAUCCUUACUUGGAGAACUCCGAUGCCUCGCUGGGCCCCUUGGCUUACCAGCCUGUGCCUUUCAGCCAGUCUGGAAACCCAGUGAUGAGCACUGUGGCUUUUCUGGCAUCUGUCGUGGAUCCCCGGGUGGCGUCUGCUGCAGCUAAAGCAGCUUUAGAGGAAUUUUCCAGGGUCCGAGAGGAAGUCCCACUGGAACUGGUUGAGGCCCAUGUCAAGAAGGUGCAGGAGGCAGCCAGAGUCUCUGGAAAAGUGGAUCCCACUUACGGACUAGAGAGCAGCUGCAUUGCUGGAACGGCUCCAGAUGAGCCAGAGAAACUUGAUGGAGCUGAAGAAGAGAAAAUGGAGACAGAGACAGAUGGACCACAGGCAGAAAAAGUUAAGAUUGAAAACAAAGGGGACCAUGAACUUGGGGAUGGAAACAAGGCACAGGAAGGAGACGAGGAGAAAAAUGCAGAAAAGGAGCAGGACGCCGACGUCUCCCAGGACUCCAAGCCAGAUGAGAAGGAUGCAGACGAGAACAAGGAGAACCUUGAUGUGUGCAAAGACAAGGAGGGCGACGCUGGGAAGAAGAGAGUGGAGCUCGAAAUCUCUGAAGGGAACGUGGCAACGGCUGCAGCUGCUGCCCUCGCCUCGGCUGCCACCAAAGCCAAGCAUCUAGCUGCUGUUGAGGAAAGGAAGAUCAAGUCCUUGGUCGCCCUCCUGGUGGAAACACAGAUGAAGAAACUGGAGAUCAAACUCCGUCAUUUUGAGGAGCUGGAAACAAUCAUGGACAGAGAGAAAGAGGCGCUGGAGCAGCAGAGGCAACAGCUGCUGACGGAGCGCCAGAACUUCCACAUGGAGCAGCUCAAGUACGCGGAGCUCCGCGCCCGCCAGCAAAUGGAGCAGCAGCAGCAACAGCAGCACAGCCAGAAUGUCCAGCAGUCCCACCAGCAUUCCAGCGGCCCUGGCAUGAACCCUCUCGGGACACCCAGCCACCCGGGCUUGUUGUCUCACCAGCAGCCUCCUCCGUAUCCCAUGAUGCACCACCAGAUGCCCCCUCCUCACCCACCGCAGCCAGCUCAGAUCCUAGGGCAAGGCUCCAUGAUCCCCGGGCAGCCCUUGCCAGGCCGGACAAUGCCAGGCGGAUCGGCCAGCGCUCACCAAGCCACCACCACCACCACCAGCAGCAGCAGCAGCAGCAGCAGCGCUCCCACAUCCGGUGCGGCAGGAAAUAUCGUGGGACCCCGGGGGGCCCUGGCUUCUCCGAACGGCUUGUAUCCGCAGCAGCAACAGCCGCAGCAGCAGCCGCCGCCGCAGCCUCCAGUUGACGGGGCAACCCCACCUCCUGCGGGAGCAGCAACAGCCUCCACAGCUCCCUAGGCGCCUCUCAAGCUGUGACAGUAGCAACCAAAAACACCAUUCCUCAGUUUCCUGCUCCUUCCUUCCCUGGCCUCUGCCCCCGCCUCCCA